AUGCUGAACUUUACCGGUCAAACAAGGAGAAGAAAUGUCAAUUUAGGGAACAGGACUCGAAAUACAAAAAAGGACCUACUGGAAAAGGCUAAAAAAGAACGAGAAAGGAGGGCUCAAGAUAAGCUUAAAACAGAUGCCAGUAAGACUAUUCAGAAAAGCAUUAGAAAGCACUUUGCUAAUGUGGAGCUUUUCAAGAGUACUUUCACAAGUUCACAACUGAUUCAUAUGAUACCAGCUUACGGGGGCAAAUUAAUCUAUUACAUCUCUUCCAAUGAUCUGCAGCAACUACUGAGUAUAUCUCAUGACUUCUUGAGCACCUACCCUAAUUCUCUGGGUAAUAGACAGCUGUUGAAUCUGUUAAAGCUAUAUCAAGAUGAUACGCUCGUAAUGGAAACCCUAAGCGAUCUGAACAUGAAUUAUCCUAUUGUUGAGGAAUUUUUAGAUAGUCUGUCAAUUUAUAUGCGUCUAACUUCUUCCUUAAGUUACUCUGUGGCUUCAAAAAUAGCAGAUGCUAUAGAGGCUUGGGGUGUAAUGGGUAGUGAUGCCUCCGUAAGUAUCUUUUCAAUACCGAUAGGACCCAAUGAAAAACGGCCGUUUGCAUUACAGUUUUAUUGCCUACUUGCGGAAAGAAACCUUUUGCCUAGGCAUGUCAAUAGAGAUUUGAUAUUAUGGGAGAACAUGGCGAAGACAUAUUCGCAUUGCAGUAAAACCGGCCAACGAAAUAUCGCCAAACUACUUAUACCCAACUUCAACAAUCAUAUCUCUCCAUUGAUUUUACCUAGUGAUAACAAUUAUGUACUGGAAUUCUACGAAAAGGCUUUCAUAGACGAAGUCAUCUCUGCUACUACAAAUCACGUUUCUAAUGAUGACUAUGUUACAAAUUUAAUGUGGUACAUUGCAAGCUCACCCAAUCAAAGUUGCAAGAAUUCUGUUCUGAUUACUUUACUUUCUAACAAGGACUUUGUGAGACAACUCUCCUGGCAGUUCUUUCACACAGAAUUCAAUGCCAGCAAGACCGAAGCCCACCCUCUGUUUUCAGUGUUAGCACAACUUAUCGACAUGCAUCUUUUAAUAUCGACUGACCGGGAGUUAUUAGAUCACAAUUCUGUGAUACCCAUUGAAGAAUUAAAGAGAUUUACAUCCACACUAAAGGAUUUUACUUUCCGACAAUAUUGGGAAUUACCUAAAACGGACAGGAACCCUAUGUUAAAAGAAGCAGUGCCACUUUUGAACAAAAUUUACGAAAGAGACUCAAGAUUACACUUCCUAUCCACAGAAGAUAAUUUAACUUAUUGGGAAAACUCUGAAAAACAAUUCCUGAAUUUAAGGUUUUACGAAGAACUGCAGGAGUACGAAGAUUCAUACAGAGAAAACUUAGAACAUGCUAAUGAUGAAGAUGAUGGGAAGGAGUUGGAUCUUGAUAAGGAAAAAAAUUUAUUGAAGUCUUUAUUGUUGAACAAAAUGAAGAAGAAAAUAAAAUCAUCAUUGCGUUUUCGAAAGUUAGAAAUACUUCUUGAAUUACCGUUUUUCAUUCCUUUUGAAGAAAGGGUAGAUUUAUUUUACAUGUUCAUUGCACUUGACAAGAAAAGAUUAUCUUUAGACGACCACCACAACUUAAUGAAUAUGUUUGCUCCUUGGGCCUCGACUGGUAUGAAGAAACAAUCCGCUAUUAUCUCUAGAGACAAUGUCUUAGAAGAUGCUUUCAAUGCGUUCAACUCUAUAGGAGAAAGGUUCAAAGCACCAUUGGAUGUUACUUUCAUCAAUGAAUUCGGUGAGGAAGCCGGUAUUGAUGGUGGUGGUAUCACCAAGGAAUUUUUGACUAAUGUGUCUGAUGAAGGAUUCAAAGAUCCAAAGCAUGAAUUAUUCCAGACAAAUGAUCGUUAUGAGUUAUAUCCUUCUGUUGUUUAUGACUCUAAGAAACUGAAGUUUAUAUGGUUCCUUGGAAAGGUUGUAGGUAAAUGCCUAUAUGAGCACGUUCUGAUAGAUGUAUCUUUUGCUGAUUUUUUUUUGAAAAAAUUGUUAAAUUGCUCGAACGGAUUCCUUUCUUCUUUUCCUGAUCUGGGAAGUUAUGACUCAGUUCUGUAUAGUAAUUUGAUCAAAUUAUUGAAUAUGACUGUUGAUGAAAUAAGGUCUUUGGAUUUAACAUUUGAAAUUGAUGAACCUGAAAGUCCUGCGAAAGUGAUCGACUUAAUUCCGAACGGUUCAAAAACAUACGUGACAAAAGAUAACGUGUUGCUAUACAUUACUAAAGUAACGGAUUACAAAUUAAACAAAAGAUGUUUCAAACCAGUUUCGGCAUUUCAUGGGGGCCUCAGUGCCAUUAUUGCUCCACAUUGGAUGGAAAUGUUCAAUUCAAUAGAAUUACAAAUGUUAAUAUCGGGUGAAAGAGACAACAUUGAUCUAGAUGAUUUGAAGUGUAACACAGAAUACGGAGGUUACACAGAAGAUGACCAGACUGUUGUAGAUUUUUGGGAGGUUUUGAACGAGUUUAAGUACGAGGAUAAACUAAAUUUCUUAAAAUUUGUCACCUCCGUUCCACAGGCCCCGUUACAAGGCUUCAAGGCAUUAGAUCCUAAAUUCGGUGUAAGAAAUGCUGGAACGGAAAAAUACAGGUUGCCUACGGCAUCUACUUGCGUUAAUUUAUUAAAGCUUCCUGAUUAUAGAAACAAAAGAAUUUUGAGAGAGAAGCUAUUGUAUGCAAUAAAUUCAGGCGCCAGGUUUGACUUAUCAUGA
Molecule: messenger RNA, 2733 nt
Organism: Saccharomyces mikatae IFO 1815
Lineage: Eukaryota; Fungi; Ascomycota; Saccharomycetes; Saccharomycetales; Saccharomycetaceae
Gene: HUL5
Product: ubiquitin-ubiquitin ligase HUL5
Exons: 1
Coding region: 1-2733 (910 amino acids)
Biological process (GO): ubiquitin-dependent protein catabolic process; protein polyubiquitination
Molecular function (GO): ubiquitin protein ligase activity
Source: RefSeq, a predicted model, not a curated record